AUGGCUUAUCACAGUUGGUCUAAACAUGCCACCCUUAUAAACAAUUGUUAUCCAACUGCUCCGGACGAGUUAAAUCCAAAGUCGAACGAACUUUCGUAUCUUGUAUUUUAUGCAAAUUCAAAACCUGCCAAGCUUACAAAAUGUGGCAUCCAUCUAGAAAAAAGAGUUGCUAGCGAUGUUAAAAAACGUAAAAAGCAGUAUGUAGAUAUAGAUGUUUCCUUACAAAUUAUUUCAAAAUUAUUGGGUGCUUGUAAAAAAGAUUUAAAUCUAUUUUCAAAGAACGUGGUUAAAAUUAUUGCUGACUCUUUAAGUACAAAAGACAUCGAGCUAGUUGCACGAGCAUGUUCAGUGAGAAAAGGUAAACACGGAGUAGAUAGUGAAUUUACAACAAUUUAUGAAAGUUUAAUUUCUGAUUUUGCAAACUACGCAACUUAUGAAAUUGAAUCUGAUGUUGAUUUAGAGAAAAGAUAUAAUUUUAUAGGGCUUCAUGCACUUCAAGCUGCGGUCACUUCUGAUGCAUUAUAUAAGGCAAAAUCUAAACAUCAAUUUCAACAAAUUAUUCCUGCUCUUUUAAAAAAUUUGACUGAUGAUGAGAUUGGUUUAGAACAUUUACAAAAAAUCGAAAUGGAAGAAAAUAACAAUAAUAGUGAUGGUCAUUCAAAACCAAAUCAAUUCUCCAUAAAUUCUACAACAAUUUCAGCUGAGCAAAAUGCGCGACUAGCUUAUAAUUGUUACAAACAAGUAUUUAAAUAUGCCAACACUUCAAAUAUUAAUAUGUCUCUUAAUCCAACUUUUGCCUUUUUAGACGAUAACAAUCUUUGGUUGCCAUCAUCUUUUGGUAUUAGUUUAGCUUUUGUUGUCAUUUCUUCCUUGCAGCCAGUAUUUCGUCAUACACUUGUUACCAAAAUAAUACAGGAACUAAAUUCAUUGAUUAAUGUGGCAGAAUCUUUACCCAAAAAAUUCACAUUGAUCGAGAUGUUAACCUCCAUUCUUACCAAUAAAGUUAACCUGGUCAACUAUUCGAUUAUAGAAGUUUUGGGUUGUUUGUUGCGUCAUUUGUUAAAUUCUGUAAAAUUAAGGGAUCAAAAUUUGGAAGUCGCAAAUUUAAAUAGUGAUGAGAAAGCAUCUGUGGCUGAAACUUCUUUGAUUAAAAAAUCUGCUGAAUUGGAAGAAAUGAAUGCUCAACGACUUUUCACUUGCAUAGGAAUUUCUAUUAGUGACUCAAGAAAAACUUUAUUGAAAUGUCUGGAUACUGUUCUUAAAAAGAAUAACGAAUCUAAAAAACUUUACCCUGAAUAUCCAAGAAAUGAAAUUCAAAUUGAAACGUUUCAAAAGACUACUGGGCUUUGCUCUGAUGAUGACCAUGAAGUGAGAAUAGCAUAUGCACAAAUUACCACAUAUUUCAAACAACCAUCAAUACAUUUUUUAAAUUCAUUGCAUUUGUCAUUAUACCAAUUUUUACUAUCACAAAAAUCUACUCCGCAAGAUUAUAUAACUUUAUCCACUAUUCUUCGUGCUCUAUUUAAUCGUUUUCAUGUUGACCAAGUCAUUUGUGGUGUACCAGUUGUCUUCAAAUUACAGGUAUCUAAAGAAGAAAAGCUUGAAAAUUAUACCCGUCAACGAGCAUUGGCUAGUAUUAUUGUAUUAUACUUUUAUGAUAUUGCAACUGGUUUAAAAAUUUCAGAAUUACAAGAUUAUAUCAAAAAAGAAAUAUCCAACAAGCCAAAUCAACUAUUGCAACCAGUUGACAUUUGGCUUGAUCAUCAAAUUAUAGUACCUUUACUUUGUAAACAUAAAGAAUUAACAGAUAUAGGCGGCAAACAAUUAGAGGAAAAUUUGAUGGCGGAAUGGAACCCCGAAGAAGGAUUUGAAAGAUUGAAAUGUGAAGUUUCAAAGAUUAGAUCAUCAAGAAUUCUUGGUAAUGAAAAACCUCAUUUUGCAAUCACUCCACCCAUUUUUACUCAUCAUGAAGAUAGUUCUGGUGAUUUACCUAAACCAACUAUCAAAGUAGAAAAUUUAAGAGAUGCACUAGUUGUACAGCAACUAGUUUCAAAUGAUGCAUCUGAACAUGAGAAUUCUGUAGUAUCUGAUUUAGAAUCGAUUAAUUAUUCGUGGAAUAGUGUUAAUGGGAAAAAAGAAAAGAAAACUCCUCAGAAAGAUACAAUAGCCUUUUUAUCAUCUUUAUCAUCUAUCGACACUAUUAAAUCUGCAAGUGCACGUUUAAUAAAUCCACCUUAUGAAUCUUAA
Messenger RNA from Entrophospora sp. SA101, 2247 nucleotides. The record is from the annotation of a GenBank genome assembly. Lineage: Eukaryota; Fungi; Glomeromycota; Glomeromycetes; Entrophosporales; Entrophosporaceae.